Molecule: messenger RNA, 323 nt
Organism: Diversispora eburnea
Lineage: Eukaryota; Fungi; Glomeromycota; Glomeromycetes; Diversisporales; Diversisporaceae
Source: the annotation of a GenBank genome assembly
UAGAAUAUGGUGGCAAUAGAUGCAAAUGUCAGAUUAGUUCAAAUAGUAAACAUGCUGAACAAAUUAGAGAAACAUCUGUUAUCACUUGGGAUAAGCUACUGAUGACUCAGAAAGGUAAUAUAGAAACAGUAGAUAUGUUACUUCGUGAUCUUUACAGUUGUAAUCUACCAUUUAGUGAAAAGGUUUUUAUUGGAAUAGGAGAUUUUCAUCAAGCUACACUGGUAAUUUCACGUAAUGGAAAAAUGGUCAUGAUUCUUAAAUUGAUUAAGUUAUCUUUGAUAUGGAACACAUUUGAAAUUUAUGAUUUACAAAAGCCAGUUUGA